AGUAAAAGAAGUGGAAAACAAGCAUUGCAGAACAAUGAGAAAGAGGGAAAGAAGGAGCGAGCAAUGGUGGACAGAGUGUUUAUCGCAAGAAUAUGUCGGAUCCUGAAAAUAAUGGUCCCUAGAACACUUUGUAAAGAGACAGGUUACUUGCUGCUUAUUGCAGUGAUGCUGGUAGUCCGUACAUAUUGUGAUAUUUGGAUGAUUCAAAAUGGAACAGUCAUUGAAAGUGCUAUCAUUGGCCGCAGCAGAAAAGAUUUCAAGAAAUAUUUGUUCAACUUCAUCGCUGCAAUGCCUGCUAUCUCUUUAGUGAAUAACUUCCUGAAGUAUGGUCUGAAUGAAUUGAAACUUUGCUUCCGAGUAAGGCUUACCAGAUACCUUUACGAGGAAUAUCUUAAAGCUUAUACAUACUACAAAAUGGGAAAUCUGGACAACAGAAUAGCUAAUCCAGAUCAGCUCCUUACACAGGAUGUGGAAAAAUUCUGCAACAGUGUAGUGGACCUGUACUCAAACCUUAGCAAGCCUUUCUUGGAUAUAGUUUUGUAUAUCUUCAAGCUAACAAGUGCAAUAGGAGCUCAGGGUCCAGCUAGCAUGAUGGCGUACUUGAUUAUUUCGGGGUUUUUCCUUACACGUUUAAGGAGACCAAUUGGCAAGAUGACUAUUAUAGAACAAAAAUAUGAAGGGGAGUACAGAUACGUCAACUCACGGCUUAUUACAAACAGUGAAGAAAUUGCUUUUUAUAAUGGAAACUUGAGAGAAAAACAGACUAUUCACAAAACCUUCCGUAAACUGGUGGAACAUUUGCAUAAUUUCAUCCUGUUCCGGUUCUCUAUGGGUUUCAUUGAUACGAUCAUUGCCAAAUACCUUGCCACUGUGGUUGGUUACCUGGUUGUUAGUCGUCCAUUUUUGAACCUGGCGGAUCCUCGUUAUCAGAAUAGUACUCAUGCAGAACUUUUGGAGGAUUACUACCAAAGUGGAAGAAUGUUACUGAGAAUGUCUCAAGCUUUGGGCAGAAUAGUCCUAGCAGGCCGUGAAAUGACAAGAUUGGCUGGUUUCACAGCUCGGAUUACAGAAUUAAUGCAGGUUCUGAAGGACUUGAAUAGUGGCAAAUAUCAACGUACUAUGAUAUCACAAGAAAAAGAUGCAGAUAAAAAGCAAGCUUUGCCUUUGAUACCUGGAUCUGGAGAAAUUAUCAACACUGAUAACCUUAUCAAGUUUGAUCAUGUUCCAUUGGUGACACCUAAUGGAGAUGUUUUGAUUCAAGACCUUAACUUUGAGGUUCGAUCUGGUGCAAAUGUUCUGAUUUGUGGGCCAAAUGGGUGUGGGAAGAGCUCGCUUUUUCGUGUCCUUGGUGAGUUGUGGCCUUUGUUUGGUGGGCGUUUAACGAAACCUGUAAGAGGAAAGUUGUUCUAUGUUCCCCAGAGACCAUAUAUGACUCUUGGAACACUCAGAGAUCAAGUUAUAUAUCCAGAUACUUUAGAAGAUCAGAGAAAGAAAGGGAUUUCUGACCAGGUGCUGAAGGAGUACUUGGAUAAUGUCCAGUUGGGACAAAUCUUGGAACGUGAAGGAGGCUGGGAUAGUGUUCAGGAUUGGAUGGAUGUACUCAGCGGGGGAGAAAAACAGAGAAUGGCAAUGGCAAGGUUAUUUUAUCAUAAGCCUCAAUUUGCAAUUCUGGAUGAAUGCACCAGUGCUGUUAGCGUUGACGUAGAAGGCUACAUUUACAGCCACUGCCGAAAGGUUGGCAUCACUCUCUUCACUGUCUCGCACAGAAAGUCACUCUGGAAACAUCAUGAUUUUUACUUGCAUAUGGAUGGCAGAGGAAACUACGAGUUCAAGAAAAUAACUGAAGACACAAUUGAAUUUGGAUCUUGAAGUUAUGAACUGAACUGCUGCAGAGACUGAUGAUUACAGGAAUUGUGUAGAAUGGCAAACACUGUACGAUACAACUACUCAGCUUGGUUUUUUAAACGAAAUAACUAGGAUAACCCAAAACAAGCUGUUAAACAUUUACUUUUAUGUAGGAUAUUGCUAAUUGUGUAUAUGUUGGUUUAAUUAUUGAUAUGUACUAAGAAUGUCCUUAUUCUUGUGGUUUAAAAACCUGCCUAAAUUAAAUUGGGCUUAAAUCAGUGUAAUCUGAUUCAUCCUGGGAUGCAAACCAUUUGAAAUCAGCUGAUUUGACUUUUGUAGACCUUCUUUCCCUUCAGUGAAAAGCCCUGUUAAAAUUAGGGUUGCUACCUCCUCGUUCCUGCAAAGCAGUCUUGGAUUUUUGCUCUGUUCUAUGCAUAUUUCUGAGUUCUCACACGGUGCAGGACAUUCUCCCAUCUUAAGAUCUGUGCCCUGUUAAAUGGAAGAGCCUUUUCCUUGACCAAGCCUUGUGAUGUAGGCAGUAUGCUCUUGCUGAUAAAGGAUGGACUGAACUUAAAAGACAAAACUAAUUCCUUCUGUAAAAAAAAUUAAGCUUGUUCUUUGCUGGGUUUUGGAUUCUCUUUAACAUCUGUCUGUCCAUGAAGUUCUCUGCUGCUCAGCAAUCCCAGUCUCUCUCAGUUUAGCAAGAGCUUCAUCCAUCCCCCACCCCAGCUGCCCUUUUUCUGUCAGAGAAAUACUAUGGUAAUCAGUUGAGAGGAGGUUGAGGGAGGAAAGGACUGACACAAAAAUAAAAAAGAGGAAGAGGGGGGAAUAAAGGUGAUAUUCCUUGUAUUAAAGA
Molecule: messenger RNA, 2701 nt
Organism: Tauraco erythrolophus (red-crested turaco)
Lineage: Eukaryota; Metazoa; Chordata; Aves; Musophagiformes; Musophagidae
Source: RefSeq, a predicted model, not a curated record